Messenger RNA from Populus trichocarpa (black cottonwood), 1416 nucleotides. Its product is annotated as protein trichome birefringence-like 34. The transcript is spliced from 5 exons. Gene Ontology annotation, molecular function: O-acetyltransferase activity. Lineage: Eukaryota; Viridiplantae; Streptophyta; Magnoliopsida; Malpighiales; Salicaceae. Gene Ontology annotation, cellular component: Golgi apparatus. The record is from RefSeq and is a predicted model, not a curated record. The coding region runs from base 97 to 1326 and encodes 409 amino acids.
GAAAGGGAAGUCACGACGUGUGCUCUUCAACAACUGCUGAAGAGCUACAAAAGGGAGAAAGUGAUGCCAUAGAGAGACUCUGCAACAAAGCUGAAGAUGGCAACGACGAAGCAGCUGAUGGUUCCAGCGACAUGGGGGAUCAGAAGCAGCUUCCAUUCCCUUAUUGCACUUCUUGUCGCGUUCCUAGUCAUAGCUUCCAUCUAUGUAACCCAAAAUAGUGGUGUGCUCGUAGAAGAUAGGACUAAGAGUAAGAGCUCUGGUGAUUUGCUGUCAAGGUGCAAUUUGUUCUCAGGAAAAUGGGUUUUUGAUAACAAAUCUUACCCUCUGUACAAAGAGAAAGAAUGCACCUUCAUGUCUGAUCAGUUGGCUUGUGAGAAGUUUGGGAGAAAGGACUUGAACUAUCAGAACUGGAGGUGGCAACCACACCAGUGUGACCUUCCUAGGUUCAAUGCCACAGUAUUGCUAGAAAGGCUAAGGAACAGGAGGCUUAUGUUUGUAGGGGACUCAUUAAACAGAGGCCAAUGGGUUUCAAUGGUCUGUCUCGUGGACUCGGUGAUUCCUCCAGGGCUCCAAUCCAUGCAUCAGUACCGCAAUGGUUCAUUGCACAUCUACAAAGCCACUGAAUAUAAUGCAACAAUUGAGUUCUAUUGGUCUCCUUUACUGGUGGAAUCAAAUUCUGAUGAUCCGGUAUACCACCGAGUAGAUGAUCGGACUGUUAGAGUUCAAGGCAUUGAAAAGCAUGCGAGGCAUUGGACUGAUGCUGACAUUCUUGUUUUUAAUACCUAUCUUUGGUGGAGAAGAGCCCAAAUGACUGUCAUGUGGGGAUCAUUUGAAAGGCCAGAUGGAAUUUACAAGAGAGUACAGAUGCCAAGAGUUUAUGAGAUGGCUUUAAAGACAUGGUCAGAUUGGCUAGAGGUUCAUGUAAACCGAACCAAAACACAAAUGUUCUUCAUCAGCAUGUCACCAACUCAUGAAAAGGCUUUAGAGUGGGGUGGCGAUGAAGGGCAAAAUUGUUACAGCGAGACAGAACCGAUCUUCAAAGAAGGAUACAGAGGAGAGGCCUCCUGCCCAGAAAUCAUGCGUGUGGUUGAGAAGACUCUUGAUGACUUGAAAACAAGAGGAUUAAAUGUACAAAUGAUUAACAUUACACAGUUAUCAGAUUACAGAAAAGAAGGCCAUCAAUCGAUAUAUAGAAAGCAAUGGGAGCCAUUAAAGGAAGAACAAAUAUCAAAACCCAGCAGCUAUGCAGACUGUAUACAUUGGUGUCUCCCUGGAGUUCCAGAUGUGUGGAAUGAACUUCUUUAUGCUCACAUUAUUAAUCUUUGACAGAUCUUAUGUAAAUGUAUCUUCAAUGUAUGAGGCUUUAAGUUUUGGUUCUUGUUCUCAGGAAUUUGAAAUGCAGAAUUUGGCCUUAAA